GUAAAAUUGAGUUCUGCCAUAUGUUUACGUAAAGGAUAAAAAUGGUAAAGUUUGUUAUGAGUUUUUUAUUUUCUUUCAAAUCGUUCCCUGAAAAUGGUGUUCAAUUUUAUCCUCAUUUAUCAGAGAAAACAGAAGAUGAUACAGAAGAACUAUAUUUGCGAUUUAAAGCUCAUCCAGAUCGAAAGAAUAUUUGUAAUAUCACUUACAUAAUACCAGGUCCUAGAGAAUUGGUAGAAAAGAAGAUAUCAGUUGCUUGUUGGUCACCAAUGCUUAAGGUUUACAAUAGGAAAGAAGACUAUCAUUUCCAAACCGAAUGCACUGGCGAUAAAACUUGGGCUGCCUUUUCGGUAAGGCAAACUUUGGACAACAUCAAACUUGAACAGUUCAAAAACAUUUUUCCAAAAUCUCUUGAAUUUUAUUUUAAUGAAGACCAGAAAUCUGUACAAAGAUUUAGAAACGACCCGUAUGGAGCAUACUUCAGUCCCAAAAUUCCUAAGGAAAAUCGUUUUGGGCCAGUAUUUUAUCUUAAAGAUUUAACUAAACAGCCCGCAAGAGUGAAACCGGAGUACGGAACUAUUCAACAAAACAAUAGAAAAAAAGAAGUUUCUGUUAGCAGGAAACAGCCGGAGACUACAACGAGAAUCAAAACAUCCGAUCCAGAUAUAUGUAGAACGGUUGCGGCGGCGCAUCUCCAUAAAAUCCUUAAAAUAUUGAGAACUAAAAAAGACACCAAUCCACCCAUGACUCCGAGAAGCCCAUCAAACUGCGCUAUGUUCUUACCAGUUGCGAAAUUGUUUUAUGAUAAGUCUGUAUGGGUACUCAAAAACGAUAGGCCUAUGACAAGGAAUGUUCAAGACGUUUAUGUUUUUGUAACUGUUUAUUCCUUCCUCGAUGAAGAAGCCAGAAAAAUCAUUAAUCCGAUCAGCAUAUAUCUACAAUCGUUACAAUACCUACCUUUGAAGGAAUUACAAGCAAAAGGGAUAAGCAAAGUAUUUGUGGAAUAUGAACUUGAUCCAAUUAUUCCUAAAACAAGAACGAAAGUAUUAUAUGUAAGGCAGCGCAGCAUAAUCCCCUUCAAAGAUCUUCACGUGUUUUUCACCGAACAAUUUAGUCCUUUAUCGAUUAUGAGCUGUUUUCAAACGAAAAAGUUAUACGUGAGAGUAAUAGGGAUCAAAGAUAGCCUUUCACAGGAAAAAGAUGAUAAAGUAGUGGUAUACGGUGAAGAUCUCAACGAUGAUCGGCUUUCGUCAUGCAUCAAAACACCUUUUACCAUCCUUCAACACCAACGAGUUGUCAGAUCGCCUGUCCCGAAAUCUAAAUCAACCCGUGCACGAUCUACUAAGCGCCGAAGUUCAGCCUCAAGAAGUGUAAGGAAUAAAAUGAGAAAAAAAUUUGAACAAUUGGUUUUAUUUCAGAGCAAGGCUUAUCAUGCCCUUAUCGGAACUGCAAGAAUCGAUUUAUCACCUUUGGUAUUUGGAAACAGUUCGGUCAUCGCUUAUGAAGAAUUAUCUUCCCUGCCUGUAUUAAUUAAUAACCCCCGAACUGUAGACUUUGAGCGUUUAAGUAUCACACUUGUUCAUGAGGAUCUAUGUAAAUACGAGAAUGGCGUAUUUAAUAACAGAUCAUUAUAUGAAAAUAAUACCAUGAUUAAGUUGACAGCAAAAUGUGCAUUUUUACUGACACCUCAGCUGGUUAAUACAGAUCCAUGCAUAAAUUAUGCAUUCAGUCGUGUCAUCACUAUAUUAGUGGACAAAGAAUUCGCAACAGAAACAUUACAGGCAAUAUUCAUGUACAACAGGGAAUCAUUGGAUAUGCGGGGUUAUAGCUUGCCAUUAGUCCCAUUUCGAAAAAUGUAUAAGCCAAACCAACCUCCGGUCUUGAAGUCUAUUUUCACAUUUCAACCCGAUAACUCGAUUAUAUCUGAUGAGGAAGAUUCCUACGAUCCGAUAGACACUACCACUCAAGACGCCUACUUUACUGGUUUCUGCAUAGACUGUGUGAAUCAAGUGCUUAUGUAUGUUGAAGGUCCGACAAUUAGCACUUUUCCAACACUUCUAACAGAACUUGUAAAAUUUAAUACAAGCCAAGGAAGAAUUCUUUACAGCAGUGACUUGAUUUAUGAAACUAGAAUUUAUGAUGUUUUCAAAAAAUAUGGAGGCUUAUACUGCAUUACAAUGAAAAGCACCAUUGACAAUUUUCUCAACAAAGGGAGUUCUUUAUGCUAUGGCGUUUCAGUUCCAGAACCUGCUUGGAAAGCUUUAAAAAUGAUUUCAAAAUUAUCAAGUACUAAAAGUGUCCUCGAAGCAGUGCAAGAAAAUUACUUACCCCGUCCUGAACAGUUAAUAAGUUUUGAUAUUGAAUUUGGAACACCGCAUUGUAUUGUAAAAUAA
This is a messenger RNA of Nezara viridula (southern green stink bug), 2390 nucleotides long. The record is from the annotation of a GenBank genome assembly. NCBI's taxonomy places the organism in Eukaryota, Metazoa, Arthropoda, Insecta, Hemiptera, Pentatomidae.